GCAAUGCAGUCAAACUCUAAUCAGGAUAUGAUCAGCAUGUAUCUUCGUUCAUCACACCACAGCCAAGGUGGUUCUCACAACGAAAACACUCCAGAUUCUCCUCAAGCUACAGUUUCCCAACCCUCCCCACAUUCCAACUCACAAUCCUCUCCAGCUCCUGUGACCCCCUCUGAAGAGUUUGACUCUCCCCUUCCUUGCUUUUCUAGAUUACCAAGCCCAGCUCCCAUUGAGGUUUAUCCUUUCAAAUGUUAUGUUAGUUACGAAUUCUACUUGGAGAAGCGCGACCGGGGUCAGAAGUUAAAGUGGAAAUUAGCCAAGUCUCCCGCCUCCAACAAGUUGUGUAUCGAAAUCAAUCCUAAUCACAUAGGCCUCGAUGAAUUCAAGAAAGCCGUUGGAUCAGCCUGUAGUAUUGCUCUUGCUGGAGUUGACAUAACGAUCGCAAAGGCCGGAAAGAAAGGGGUCCCGAAAAUCCGUUGGGACGCUUUCAUCCCAAACGACCGAAGUUGUCCAAAAUCCCGUGCCAUUCAUCUUGAGAAUCCGACUGAUUAUUGCCGCUGGGUUGAGACGAUAUCGAAAAAGAAGAAAACUACACGAGAGGGGGCAAUUCACCUUGUUCAAGAUAAUCCAAAGAAAAAAGAGGCAAAUGCCAUUGAUCAGAAUCUUGUUGACAAGCUGAACCACCGACUCCAAGCUGCUUCUCAGAACGAAGGCACCAGUACCGAAGCUAGGACUGACAGCAACAACGAUCCAAAUCCCGACGAGUCUGACAAUGAGGGGUCCGUCAUAGAGGAUCAAGAGCUGUACAUGUCUAAGAUUUAUGCCAAGUAUGGCUUAAAUCACAAAUUUGAUCGAAUCCACCCAACCUUCCCCCAUCCAACCAAUCACUCCAAGUACAUUUUGUUGUCAGCCGGUAAUGUGCGUAUAUGGGCAGAUGCCUUGGUUGGAAAAAAGCGGGGUGUGUCGCUUGAAUCCCCUCCAUCUGAUCUCAAUUAUCUUGUGGCUAAAAAGAGGGAAGCAGCGCCUGAGGCUGGCGUACCAUCUGGAACAGCCGAAAUGAUGACAACUGCAGUGGGGAUCUUGCUUGAUAGGGCAGUUGGUGAAAGGAACCAAAAUCGCGCGGAGGAUGGACAACUAGGAAUACCUUUAGCCGAAAAUAUAGAACAAUACCUUUUGUUCAUUGGAUGUAACCACCCUGAGGUUGACGUGGUUGCCGAUCUCUUGAGGACCAACGGAUUUGUCUCCUACUUAACCUUUGGCUCUCCAAACUUGGACAAUGCUCCUUUGAUUCAAAUGGGACUCUCUUUAGGUCUUGUUCUUCGACUUCGGGAUAAUGUACAUAACUUUUCCUUACAUCUCAGAGCCCAAGAGGAAUAGCCUCUUUUUCAUUUUAUCAGCUCCUUCAAACACUUCAAUCAAUUACGAACAGACUGUAUCAGCUCCUCCAUCGGCAGCAGUACUAGAUUCUCAGCUCCAACCAAUCUCAAUCAAUCUCAGUCAACGAUUCUAUCUCCAUUUAUCUCAAUUUAUUUAUACGCUUUAGCUGCUCCUCAGCACCACUAGAUGCUCAACUUCAACCAAUCUCAAUCAUAUCGUAUCAA
This is a messenger RNA of Puccinia graminis f. sp. tritici CRL 75-36-700-3, 1598 nucleotides long. RefSeq lists its product as uncharacterized. The transcript has 3 exons. The record is from RefSeq and is a predicted model, not a curated record. NCBI's taxonomy places the organism in Eukaryota, Fungi, Basidiomycota, Pucciniomycetes, Pucciniales, Pucciniaceae. Bases 4 to 1374 code for a protein of 456 amino acids.